GGAACAACAACGACACAAAGAGAGAUCGACUUCAGCAGUCAUCUGCACAGGGGCAGAGGGAAGGACAACGAAGAGGACGCGGCUACCAGGUGCUCACUCCAGCAAUAACUGCUUGUCCCCCUUUUUUUUAGCAUAUAUAUUUUUCUUCUCUCUCUUAUUUACCUCAUCGCGAUGCUUCAAGAUGAGCAGUUUCCGGAAAAGAGGCGGUCCGCCGCCUCCUCUUCCUUUUUGGGGCGUAUGAUGCGCAGCAUCGACGGCUGUCAGCUGAAGAUCGUCCUCGACGGAAAGGCGGAGGCAGACAAGUUUAAAGCGGUGGACACCUACGACCAGGUCAGCGAGCGCUUGCACAUGUACUCCUGGAAGGAGCCGGUGAAGGGCCGCGUGGUGCUCACUCCAAGCGGCACCUCAUUCGCGCACCGCGGCGUCACAGUGGAGCUGAUCGGCGUCGUCACCAUAUUUCGUGAUGUGGAGGAGAAGAGUGUGUUUUUGCAGCAGGAGCGCCACUUUGAACCGGACACGGUCAUGCAGCCCACACCGUUUGAGUUCACCUUCUCAGCGCCGAAGGAGCACGAGUCCUACCGGGGCAUCUACGCCAAAGUCGCCUACUACGUGAAGGCCACCGUCAAGCAGCGCUUCAAGGAUGCGGGAAUUAGGGAGGAAGUUUGGGUGCAUCGCGUGGAUGACGCCCUCAGCGAAGCCCAGCCCGACGCGUCGGCGCACAUGAACUACUUCCGUGAGACGUGCUUUGGGCCGGAGUCCAUCGCGAUGGACGUGGGUGUGGACAACGUGCUGCACAUCGAGUUCCGCUACGACAAGAAGGUCUUUCACAUGACGGAGCGGGUGCUGGGCAAGGUGACCUUUAAGGUUGCGGACAUGGAAAUUGCCUUCGGCGAGGUGGGGUUAGUGCGGAAGGAGGCGUUGCACCCGGGUAAGGCAGAGGAGUCGAUAGAGCAGGAGACGCUGCAGAAGUUUGAGGUGAUGGACGGCACACCGAUUGUAGGGGAGGUGGUGCCGAUUCGCUUGUAUCUGAAAUCCAUCCCGCGCCUCACCCCAACGUUCCAGAACGUAGAGGAUUUCUUUAGCGUUCGCUACUUUUUGAAUCUUGUACUGGUGAGUCAAGAGGGCAGACGCUACUUCAAGCAGCAGGAAAUUCAGCUCUACCGCCGCACUGGUCAGGAGCGACCCCUCACUUCCUCCCCCUCAGGAGUGUUGCAAGCUGAAACGAAGUGA
This is a messenger RNA of Leptomonas pyrrhocoris, 1230 nucleotides long. Its product is annotated as vacuolar protein sorting-associated protein-like protein. Gene Ontology annotation, cellular component: retromer complex; endosome. The coding region runs from base 172 to 1230 and encodes 352 amino acids. Lineage: Eukaryota; Euglenozoa; Kinetoplastea; Trypanosomatida; Trypanosomatidae. The transcript has a single exon. The record is from RefSeq and is a predicted model, not a curated record. Gene Ontology annotation, biological process: intracellular protein transport; retrograde transport, endosome to Golgi.